Molecule: messenger RNA, 1813 nt
Organism: Nymphaea colorata (pocket water lily)
Lineage: Eukaryota; Viridiplantae; Streptophyta; Magnoliopsida; Nymphaeales; Nymphaeaceae
Product: protein FIZZY-RELATED 3
Exons: 10
Coding region: 181-1590 (469 amino acids)
Biological process (GO): positive regulation of anaphase-promoting complex-dependent catabolic process; positive regulation of ubiquitin protein ligase activity; anaphase-promoting complex-dependent catabolic process
Cellular component (GO): anaphase-promoting complex
Molecular function (GO): ubiquitin ligase activator activity; protein binding; anaphase-promoting complex binding
Source: RefSeq, a predicted model, not a curated record
CUGAUCCCCGAAAGCUCAACGCAGCAAAAAUCUCUCUCUCUCUCUCUCUCUCUCUCCCACCCUCUCUGUGACUUCUCUCGCUCUCUCUCUGUGACUUCCCUCGCUCUCUCUCUGUGACUUCGUUUGUUUAUCUGAAUUCCAAUUGUUCACAGCAACAGGGGAAGACUCAGGACUGAAGCCAUGGAAGCCACAGAGAAGAAGAAAUCGAGCUUGAACCUUCCUGUUGGGAUGUCACAGACUUCCCUUAACCUUGAGACCACGAAUUUCUCGCGCUUCUCGACCUAUACAUCCCCUUCGAAGACAACCUACAGCGACAGAUUCAUCCCCUGCAGGACCUCUUCUCGGUUUGAAACUUUUUCUCUGGUUGACAAGCCAUCCCCUGUGAAGGAAGGCGGUAAUGACGCCUACGUCAGGUUGCUGAGAUCCGAGCUCCUCGGCAUCGACUCUGUGACGAGUUCGCCGUCUGCUCAGAGUUCUCCGAUGAGCCCCAACAAGAACAUCUUCAGAUUCAAGACCGAGCAUUCCAACCCCAGCUCGCCAUACACUCAGUCCUCCAUUGGGUACCAGGCCAGCAGCACAGUGGAGGUGGCGACGCCUCCGAAGGCGCCCCGUAAGAUUCCUAAGACGCCACACAAGGUUUUGGAUGCUCCCUCUCUGCAAGAUGACUUUUAUCUCAACCUUGUGGAUUGGUCUUCUCAGAAUGUCCUUGCAGUUGGAUUGGGAACUUGUGUUUAUCUAUGGACAGCAGCAACCAGCAAAGUAACCAAACUGUGUGACUUGGGGCACAGGGAUAGUGUAUGUUCAGUCCAAUGGACUAAGGAAGGCUCCUAUCUUGCUGUUGGUACAAGUCAUGGUGAUGUCCAAAUAUGGGAUGGCUCUCGCUGCAAAAAGGUCCGAAGCAUGGACGGCCAUCAGACAAGAACAGGCGUACUAGCGUGGAGUUCAUGUAUCCUAUCAUCUGGCAGUAGAGACAGGAACAUCCUUCAACACGACAUUCGUGUUCCUAAUAACUUUGUCAGCAAGCUUGUUGGUCACAAAUCUGAGGUAUGUGGUCUAAAAUGGUCCCAUGAUGACAGGGAACUUGCAUCAGGUGGAAAUGACAAUCAGCUCUUGAUAUGGAAUCUGCAGUCACAACAGCCACAUCUGAGGCUCACAGAACAUACCGCUGCUGUGAAGGCCAUUUCUUGGUCACCUCAUCAGAGUGGGCUUCUUGCAUCGGGAGGGGGAACUGCUGACCGUUGCAUUCGCUUCUGGAAUACUGCAAACAGCAAUCAAAUAAAUUUUAUAGACACGGGUAGCCAGGUUUGCAAUCUUCUGUGGAGCAAAAAUGUCAAUGAAAUAGUAAGCACUCAUGGGUAUUCGCAGAACCAGAUCAUGGUGUGGAAGUAUCCUAGUAUGCAAAAGGUUGCAACACUGACUGGACACACUCUAAGAGUGCUCUAUUUGUCUAUUUCACCAGAUGGGCAGACAAUCGUCACCGGGGCAGGCGAUGAGACACUGAGAUUUUGGAAUGUCUUCCCUUCUGCAAAAAGUCAGGCCCAAGUACGUGAUAGUGGAGUUUGGUCUUUGGGGCGAACACAUAUUAGAUGAUCGAGGCUUGGAUCAAUGCAUUUCAGAUUGGCAAAUAUCGAUUUUUUUUGUAAUUAUGUGGCUAUGGUUAUUCUUUGCUGUAAAAUUGGUUUUGACUUCUGAUUAUUCUUUUUUUUUUUUCUUAAGUUAUGGCAUGUUCUUUGUCUAAAGACUGUACACGAUUCCAAUGAAGACUGUACACGAUUCCAAUGAAGUGUCAAUACUUUUUGGAGUACCUUUUCGU